Molecule: messenger RNA, 2183 nt
Organism: Anopheles merus
Lineage: Eukaryota; Metazoa; Arthropoda; Insecta; Diptera; Culicidae
Product: transient receptor potential cation channel protein painless-like
Exons: 5
Coding region: 144-1904 (586 amino acids)
Source: RefSeq, a predicted model, not a curated record
GUCCAUCACACGCUGAUGAACACUCCGCCGAUACCUUCGCCAAAAGUAUUGAAUGCAUAAAGCUGUUACACAAACACGGGGCCACUAUAGAUACCGCUAACCUAGAGAAACGUUUAGCAAAGUUGAAGCAGGAAACCGAGAUCAUGGCUGAGUUUAUGCAAGGAAUUGAACCCUUCGUAACGGUGGCUGCAAGCGGCGUACCUGAGACUGAGACUGAGACUGAGACUGUGGAUAACCACAUGUUAUUGGAGAAUGCCAUCAGCUGUGGGAACUUGGAGAGGGCUAAACAAAUCAUUGAAUCGCACGCAAGCCCACAAACCUCACCAUACAUAUCCAAGAAAAUACUUACCAUAUGCUUUGAACGCGGAUGCUUUGAAAUGUUGGAAUAUAUAUUACAAAUACUUCCAGCGACUGAAAUACAGCCUCGGAUAAGCCAGAAAACAUGGAUGUCGUUUCUGGUACAGCGUGUAACUGGAUCUGAUCCCGAGUGUCGGUUUUUCAAAUGCUUAAAGCUAUGUCUGAGCUAUCCUCAAUUCGACAUCGACGAAAGAAAUGGUUGGGAUUAUACUGCUUUACACUAUGCGGCCACCUUGAAACUGAAGCACGUGCAGGAGCUGCUGCUUCAUAAUGGUGCAUACAUAGGCGGGAGAGACAUAUUUGGCGUUUACACGAUUAGCCAAAUUGACCCACUAGUACUAAAGCGACACUUUGAUUCCUGUGUGUACACUAGUCCCAGGAUAGCCGAUGAGCAUGGUGCAAACUCCCCUAUUGUUUACGUCAUGUUGAGCAACUUUGUUCCCCCUAAGCUCGAGGGAAACGAGCAACACUUCACACACUCAACACAAGAUAAAUCCUAUAAAAGCUUGCGACCUGCAUUGAUGGAGUUCACCAAUGUGUCCAAAUUGUCCAGGUUAAAUGAAAAAGAAAAAAAAGCUCGCCAGCAGCUCAUUGAACAUCCAGUAAUUGCUACUUUUCUUUACAUUCGUGAACCACCACCGACUACAGUGGGAUUGUUGUUGAGAUUUAUCAGAUUAGUACCGGCUAUCUUAUUAUUUGUACCCUCGGAAAGCUGGUGGUUUAUUCGGUGCGAGUCGAUUCUGCUCAUUUGUCUCUUCAUAUUCGAAGUCAUCCUGAACGCCAGUUACAUCACGCACUUUUUUGAUAAACGCAACAAGAACAAAUUCCAAUCGGUGCCUAAUCCAACAAUCCUCUGCACCAUGCUGGUGGAGAUAGGUUUGAUAGCGUGUUUGAUAUACUUCACAUUUUUGGAACACAGCAAGGUCCAUCAGCUGAGCUGUUGCAUUUUUCUCACUGGAUUCGCCACUAAACGGUUCAUUGCCAGCUGGGACUGUUUAGCUGAGAAAAUCCAUACACUAGACAUAGUUGUGACGAACAUUAUAUGCAACAUUUUUAUAUAUUCGUUUAUACUUGGAAUAUUUGCGCUCUUCUUUUGCGUGCACGACUCAAACUUUGGGCAAACGGUUGUACUGCCGAAUAACACUGCUAGCUCAACUAAUACGACCUUUGAGUCAACAUCCAAAACCGCGAAAUUGAUUGAACAACUGGCGAUGUUUGAUGGAAAGACAGUUGUGUUGGAUAAGAAAAUAGACUUGGCAUUUUAUCGAGUUGAUGUUGUAAGUUUUCUUAUUUUAGUGCCAAUUGCUUUGGCGAACAUAAUAACUGCUUUAGCAAUUACAGAUGUUUCGGAACUCACCGCUCAAUCGAGGUGUGUAAAAAUUGCUCUCAGGACUAGCAGCGCUUUUGUUCCAGAGCAUCCGGCCGUUGAGCUGUGGAGAGGAAUGUCAAAAUAUAUGGAAGAAAAGUGUUUCUCUCUCAGGAACCGCAAUAAUGUGCAAUACAUUGCAAUGUAUGUUACAAGUGUCGUACACUGGACGAAACCAUGAAAUAGAACUUCACAGAGUAAACGACGAAGCCGAGAAGCCAGAAAUUUUAUGGAAAGCAGACGACAAAUUUACCAAAUUAUUAAUAGAUGCUGCAUUUGCUGAUGAAAUCACAUGAGGAUUGUGUUUUUGAUUAAAACCAGUUCAUUUAAACUACAAGCAAAGUUUACAGUUCACAGUUCAGUCUCUGACCUGUACGGAUAUAUUUGUGAUAAGUGCGAUAGACUUUAUUUAAAAAAAACACCAAAGAAGAAACAUACCGGUUGAACUAAUUUCUAAAUA